Molecule: messenger RNA, 1542 nt
Organism: Columba livia (rock pigeon)
Lineage: Eukaryota; Metazoa; Chordata; Aves; Columbiformes; Columbidae
Gene: BCCIP
Product: BRCA2 and CDKN1A interacting protein
Exons: 7
Coding region: 16-1299 (427 amino acids)
Cellular component (GO): nucleus
Source: RefSeq, a predicted model, not a curated record
UCUGCCACCCUCACCAUGAAGAAGUUUCUUCUCUGUUUUAAAGCAUCAGCAGCACAAAGCGGGGAAUCCCGUUUUUUUAGGAAGGUGUCUCCCCCACUGCUCUCCACACACCCGGGUUUCCUCCCCAGCUCCCUCACCCCUCUGCAGCUCAGCCGACAUACCCCGAUUCCCGCCUGGGGAGCUCUGCCGCGCUGCGGUACCACACACCGGAGCGCCGCGCUGCGAACCCCGCUCCGCCCGGCUGCAGCCGGGAGCAGUGAGGCCCGCCCGCCCCGGCUCUCACCUGCGCGCAGGGCCGGCGGCCGGGCCGCCCCGAGCCGCCACCGCGCCUGCCCGCCGCCGCUCCCUCCGCCGCGGCCUUCCGGCUGCCGAGCGCCUGCGCGCCAGCCCAGCAUGGCCACGCCGGCCAAGCGGCGGGCACAGCCCCAGCUCCCGGCCGGGGAGAGCGGCUCGGAGUCGGGGUCGGAGCCGGAGUCGGAGUCGGACUCUGAGGAGGAGGAGAGGAUCGAUGAGGAAGUGAAUAUUGAAUUUGAAGCACAUUCCAUGUCAGACAAUGACUACAAUGGGAUAAAGAAAUUACUGCAACAGUUGUUUCUAAAAGCUCCUGUUAACACGGCUGAGUUAACUGAUAUAUUAAUACAACAGAAUCAUAUUGGAAGUAUUAUCAAGCAAGCAGAAGUCCAAGAAGACAGUAGUGACGAUGAAGAUGAUGAUGAUGAAGUCUUUGGUUUUAUAAGCUGCUUAAACUUAACGGAAAGGAAGGGUACACAGUGUGCUGAACAAAUCAAAGAGCUGAUUCUAAGUCGGUGUGAGAAGAGCUGUGAGCAACAUGUAGUUGAACAACUGAGUAAGAUCCUAAAUGACAGUAGUAAGCCUGUGGGUCUUCUACUAAGUGAAAGAUUCAUUAACGUCCCACCACAGAUUGCUCUGCCCAUGCAUCAGCAGCUUCAGAAAGAGUUGACUGAGGCACAGAAAACAAACAAACCUUGUGGAAAGUGCCACUACUAUCUCCUUAUCAGCAAGACCUUUACAGAAGCCACAAAGAACAAUUCUAAGAGGAAGGAAGGGAGAAGUCAACAAAAGGAGGAGUUAAUGUUUGCAAAUGCAGAGGAAGAAUUCUUUUAUGAGAAAGCCCUUCUGAAGUUCAGCUACUCUGUGCAAGAGGAAAGUGACACCUGUUUGGGUGGCAGGUGGUCCUUUGAUGAUGUCCCAAUGAAGCCUUGGCGGACUGUUAUGAUAGUUGCAGCUGAUGGAAUGGAUGUAAUCAUGGAGAAACUCAGAGACUAUCUCUCACUCUGAACUUUCCUGGAGACACCAUUUUUUAUAAGGCAGCCGUGCAGAACUGUGACUUCACAAUAUUUUCAGAAGACUGCAGUUGAGUUAAUGGAAUUGUGCUGCUCAAAUGCUUCCUCUGUACACUUAGAAGACAAGUAGGUGGUACAAUGGAAAAUAUCCAUCAAAGUAAUAUUUUUAAAUAUCGUAUGUUAUUAUAUUUUGGUAUCAUCGUUAAGCAGUCAAUAAAAACCUAAUGUUACAAGGAAA